Cyprinus carpio (common carp) is the source of this 1985-nucleotide messenger RNA. RefSeq lists its product as uncharacterized. The record is from RefSeq and is a predicted model, not a curated record. NCBI's taxonomy places the organism in Eukaryota, Metazoa, Chordata, Actinopteri, Cypriniformes, Cyprinidae.
ACAGUUACUGUUCAAAGUCUUCAUCCUGUUUGUGUCAGUGAAAGAGCUGAACUUCCUCUAAUGUUCAUAUAGCUACUGUAAAGACAAUCCACGCUAAGUUUACUGUUCAGCUUGAGCUCAUCACUGAAGCAAAAGGAGGACCCUUCUGAGGGGGAAAGGGCGGAGCGAUUUUAUCCAGACGAAGUAACCGAAAUCUGGAAGUAUGGAAACUGAAAUCAAAAUGUAGCGUUUUGGAUUCUGUUGUCUACUUCUUUUUUCUUCACCUAAAACAAAUAUCGUGUGUUUUUAAAAUGGAUGGAUGUACCACAACUUAUUAGGAUAUAUUUUGAUCGAAGUACAGUAAUAGGCCAACACACAUCGUAAUCUCAACAAAGACUGUAGAUCUUAAUGGGCUUUUCUUUUUGUAUCCCAUCUUGAAAUUUUCAAACGAAAACAAUAACAGCUAUACCUUAUAUUGAUAGCACUAUUAACUGUAUUCCUCGAAAUGGUCUUUUUUGUUUUAAACGUAUUAGGCUAUUUUUAAUAGGCCUAUUCGACUUUGAAAAAAGCGGAUGAUCAAACUCGCUUUACUAAAUCAUGAGGAGUUUAUUGAUCGGAUAUUUAGGGAACUGUGAAUAUGAUUCAUAAAUAUUUUUUCCUCUGCCUGUGGAUUUGGUUCUCACAUGGUGUUAUUGGUGAUACAGAUGAAGUGAAGUCAGUGACUGAAGGAGAUUCUGUCUCUCUUAACACUGGUGUCUCUGAAGUGCAGAGAGAUGAUUAUAUACUGUGGAUGUUUAACAUUAACAAUUCAGACACUCGUAUUGCUGAAAUCCAUAAGCAGGUCAUUGAUAUGUAUGACAGUAAUAAGAUAUUUGGAGACAGACUCCAGAUGGACAGUCGGACUGGAUCUCUGAUCAUCAGAAACAUCAGAACUGAACACUCUGGACUUUAUAAACUACAGAUAAUCAAAGCUGGAGUCACAUACAAGAGUUUUUCUGUUGCUGUCUAUGCUCCUCUUCCCAUUCCUGUCAUCAAUAGAGACACUUCAAACUGUUCAUCAUCAUCAUCUAAACGUUCAUCAGUGUCCAGAUGUGUGCUGCUGUGUUCAGUGUUGAAUGUGAGUCAUGUGACUCUCUCCUGGUACAAAGGAAACAGUUUAUUGUCCAGCAUCAGUGUGUCUGAUCUCAGCAUCAGUCUCUCUCUACCUCUGGAGGUGGAAUAUCAGGAGAAAAACACCUACAGCUGUGUGAUCAACAAUCCCAUCAGCAACCAGACUCAACACAGCAUCAACAUCACUCAACUCUGUCACACAUGUCCAGAACUCAUACAGCAGUCACAGUCGGUGGUAUUAUUAGUUAUAGUGAUAGUACUGAUCAUGGUUGUAGUUGGGGGCUUCAUAUACUUGUACCACAAGAAAUGCAAACAAGCAAGAUCACAAGGCAAGUAUUACUCUUUUCAUAAUAUUAUGAGGAUUCUGAUACAAAAUCAAGAUUUUAAAAGAUGUGCCACAAUAUCUGUUUUUAAACACCUUUUAAGACUUAUUUGAAAAAUGUAACAUUAUCAUUAAAACAGUGCAGACUUGUGAGGAAGAGGUACUUUAUGCUGAAACAAGAUUCUGUGCACGUAGUGUUCACGUACGGUAAGAUACAGUAUUGCAGUGUGCAGUGAAUCUGUCUGCAAAAACCACAAACACUGCGAGAAACACAUGCGCUUACACAUGUGACAAAGCAAAAAAUGUGCCAUCCUGUGCUGAUGUCAGUGUUGUGCUUAUUUGUCUGUUAAUUAUGUUGCCUUUCAAGCAAUUUAAACCACUCUUUUUAGCUUAAUUCCUGCUCAUGCUUGUUCUUUUUCUGCUUAGGCUUCAGUUGUACAUGAUACCAUCCCCAAGGCACUUUGCAAUAUCAACUUGAGAAAGCACAUUAUACCAAUAAGUGUUCUUAUUUCUCAGCUAGUACAGUUUAGGAAAGGUGGAGGUUGAAUUUUUUGGAAUACAUGAUUAUGCCUCU